This is a messenger RNA of Thermothielavioides terrestris NRRL 8126, 719 nucleotides long. RefSeq lists its product as uncharacterized. Bases 103 to 387 code for a protein of 94 amino acids. The transcript has a single exon. NCBI's taxonomy places the organism in Eukaryota, Fungi, Ascomycota, Sordariomycetes, Sordariales, Chaetomiaceae. The record is from RefSeq and is a predicted model, not a curated record.
GCAGGGGGUUUUCGCAGGUCUUCCUCAGAUCGUAUAUAGUAGAGGCGGGCGAGGCUGCGAAGCGGUAUUGCCCCGGGAACUAUAUUGCGGAGGAUUUCGAGAAUGAUUGACGACGUGGAAAGGGAGGUGAGGGAAGGCGCGCACUUCUUGCUGUGCUGGGACGGGAGUUCGUCGGUUACGCCAAGGUCAAGGCUCCGGCGGAAGAAAGCUCCCAGCUACCGUGCCGUGCCGUGUUGUUGUGUCCCGUCCCCAGAAGCACGGCGCCGAGUUUCGCCUGCUGAAACCAGCUGGACCGUGUUCGGAUGUUCGCAGGUGCAGCCCACGUGGUGUUAUCGGUUUCUCGUCUCAGCCCCGGGGUCGCGUCUCGCCAACCCAGAUCUGGAGUAACUGAUCUCUGCUGCGCUUGUCCUCUCUUCGUUGCUGAAAGUUUGGCCGUUGUGUGUAUGCUACUCGAUCUUCGAGCGUCGUACAGUACACUGGCAUCAUCGGGAGCAGAAGAAGCGUCACUUGUCCCCUGAUCUGCCCGCAAGGUGCAGCCUUGCAUAUCGAGCCAAUCCGCGGCAGUGCCCGGACCGGGCGACUUUCAAUUUUCGAGCAUCUUGGCUGAUGUGAGUGUCCGGCGUUCCAAAGAAGGAUCCUUCAGCGCUGACACUGCACUUGCAGCGUAGCAUUGGCGAUUUUGCCGCAACUGGCUUGCUACCGCGUUGAGACAGCUGGUU